UCAGAGAGUUGCUUCUUUAUUACGGCCAGGUGGGACACCCGGGAAGUAACUGUUCUCUGGAUCCUCGGUUCCAGCCCUCUCCUGCUAUAUGGGAUCUGCGGCGAAAUCGGUGUUUGGAGUCCCAGCUAACCAGCUUCUCUGUUGCGUCUCGGCCAACUUGUCUAAAGAGAAAGAUCCGAGUGACCGGAAGACAUGCCUUAACCGGAGCCCAUUCCUGCCACCUCCCUCGAGACAGCUCAGCCAGAAGCAGAAGGACAAACGGGAUGCAGGCUUAGCACGCCGGAAAGCCGAGCGGGCCUCCAUGAGGGCCCAGCUCCGAGAGAAAUACCAGCUGCCUAAGAACUGGAAAGACAAGAAGCAGCUGCAAGCGGCCGGGGUGAAGCCCAAACUCCCGCCAGACCUCCAGGCGAUCGUGAACCCCGCGGCCGCCUCCGAUUCUGGCUCCAUCUUCCCGCGCUGGGUGGCCCUGGAUUUCAGCUCCUUGCGGGCCACUGCGGAAAAUGCGGUGCAGUCGCUCCCAGGUUCCGUGCGCCAGUGUCCGGUUAUGUGAAACAAGUGCUCCUUGUUAAAGAGGAGCACUUGUUAAAGAGGACGUCCGUGAAGGCGGAAAAAAAAUCAAAAAGAGAUACCAAUCAGCAAAAAAGUUGCAUGUGCUUACGUAUUUUUAUGGACACCCUUACCCAUGCAUCUCAUUCAUUUGCAACCAGGGGGUCCAUGUGCCUUCUCAAUCUUCUGUCCAGAUGGGGCUUGACGUGGACGAUGGGCAACAUCUUCUUCCACAUGCAUCUUGCAGGGGAUUGGGGCCGGGGAGGGGUGAAUGGAGAUCUCCCAGCUCCCGUUGUGUUGUUCUAGAACGUUGUCUUAUGGUCAUCACUUAAGAACCCAGAAUGCUCUGUUCCUGUUGAGCCAGAUCAGAGGUCCGUCCGUGGCUGGUCAUCCGGACCCCUUGUAGAAAUCUAAGGAGGUGUAUUUCCUUGACUCUUUUGGGCCCCUCAAGAAAAAAGCAAGAUUUUCAGGAAAAGACCAUCACUCUGGGAAGGCAGCGGGAAAAGAGGAAGGCCAAAUGUGAGAUGGAAGGACUCCCCUAGGAAGCCACAACAAUUGUAUUUAUGAACACAAUAAUAACACAAGCUGUCUGGAUGAGGUGUGUUUUGGACCGGAGGGCAAAUAAAGCAAAAAUUAGAUCUUCAAUGGAAUAUGAAGUCUAGCAAAUGGAAAAUCCAUGUGCUUUGGGGAGCAGAAAGCAAAAAAAUAAAGAGUAAUGUAUUUCAAGUC
Messenger RNA from Pogona vitticeps (central bearded dragon), 1275 nucleotides. RefSeq names its product complexin-3. Gene Ontology annotation, cellular component: SNARE complex; terminal bouton. Gene Ontology annotation, molecular function: syntaxin binding. Lineage: Eukaryota; Metazoa; Chordata; Lepidosauria; Squamata; Agamidae. Gene Ontology annotation, biological process: regulation of neurotransmitter secretion; synaptic vesicle exocytosis; neurotransmitter transport. The record is from RefSeq and is a predicted model, not a curated record.